UCGACGAGCAUUCGGAACGCGCUCACGAACGUCCGGUCCAACCCUGCCCGGCGAGCUCUCCGUCUCGAUCCCAUCUGCCACCGAGCUGCCUCAAACGCGACGAGCAUCUCCUCCUCUUGGCCAUUUCAAGGAGCCGAGCGACCUCAAAGCCCAACGAUCGGUGUCCUUUCCUUGCCCUCGCCGAGCUUCCUGUUGCGGUCGGGACUCCCCCGAGCAGCAGCAGUUUGGUUUGAGAAAGGCCUGUCGGUCUUCUUUCUGCUUCCUGGAGUGGCUUAAUUUUGCAUAAUUGGCAUCUCCAUUGUUGUUUAUUCAGGCAGUUCAAUGAGAUUACCCAGCUCUGCAUCUUAUUCUUGGAUCGUUUCUGGAAUCAAAUCUGCCUUAGUUCAAAAUUCUCUAUUUGGGGGAAAAUGCUUCCAUGCUCAUGUGAUCAAGAUCGGAUAUUUGCAUGAUAUUUAUCUUUGCAACCAUCUGCUCAACUUUUACGCAAAAUCUUACAGCGUCAGUGAUGCCAAUGCAUUGUUCGAUGAAAUUGAUGAACCAAACUUGGUUUCCUAUUCCACACUCAUUUCUGCAAAUUCUAAGCUGGGAAAUCCUUCAUUUGGUUUGCGUCUAUUGUCUGAGUUACACAGGUUGCAAAUUGAGCUGAAUCCUUUCAUAUUCUCAGCCUCAGUCGUGGCAUGCUCGAAGCUAAAAGAUUUGGGCCUAGGCCAGCAAAUUCAUGCACAAGCUGUUGUCUCUGGACGGGCAACUGACUCAUUUGUCAAUACUGCACUUGUUGAUAUGUACUCAAAACUUGGUGAUCUGGCCGGUGCUACAACUCUUUUUUACCAAUGCCCAAGUGACGACCCUGUUAUGUUCAAUGCUAUGCUGAGUGGAUAUGUUAGUCAUGGUGAGUGUGAGCAAGCUAUAUGGGUCUUUAAGCAAACAAGAAAGAGAUUUAAUAUUAAGGCAUCAGAAUUUUGUUUUGCGAGCAUUACUAAAGCCUGCUCGGACUUAGAGAGAGGGAUCGGAGAGCAACUUCAUGGUCUUAUUCUAAAGAUGGGAUUUGAUUCUAACUGUUUUGUUGGAACUUCUCUUGUCGAUAUGUAUAGCAGAUUUGGAGAUACACAGAGCAUGGAAAUGGUUUUACGGGGUACCGAGUCAUGUGAUAUUGCAUUGUACAAUGCCACAAUCGGUGGAUUUUCAAGAAAUGGACUUGACAAAAUAGCAUUGGAUUAUUUCAUUGACAUGAUGUUGGAAGGUUUUUUACCAAACGAUUGCACUUUAUCUAGCGUACUCAAAGCUUGUGGUAGUUUGAAGUCUUUGGAUUCGGGAAGGGUGAUUCAUGGGAUUGUGGAGAAGUCCAGAUUUCGACAAGAUGUGGUGGUAAAUACUGCUUUGAUUGAUAUGUAUGCUAAAUGUGGUUCUAUAAAGGAAAGUUGCACAGUGUUUGGCUACAUGCAUGAGCGAAAUACUGUGUCUUACAACUCUUUGAUAUUUGGACAUGGGCUAAAUGGAAACUAUAGAGAGGCCAUAUCUGUCUUCAAUGACAUGAAUAAUAAUAAUAUCAAUUGUGAUCUUGCUACCUUUGUUGCUUUGUUAUCUUCAUGUUGUGGACAUGAAUGGAUCACAUACGUCCAUGCAAUUAAACAUGGUUUUGCAUCAGAGCUGAUGGUUAAUGAUGCACUGUUACAUAGUCUUUGUAAAAAUGGCACUGUUGAUGAAGCUCUAGAAUUUUUCAACAAGAUGGAAUAUCAAAAUGUUAUUUCAUGGACUAUUAUGAUAUCAGGGCUUACAAUGUCGGGUCAAUAUUUUGAUGCAAUAUAUUUUUUCAAAACAAUGACAUCUUCAGGUAUAUCGCCUAAUAGCUUCACUUUCUCUAGUGUUUUGAAGGCUUGUGGUCAUUUAUCUUGUCCAAAAGGAGGGGGAUGCUUUCAUGCACAAUGCAUAAAGCAUGGGACCAUGGAUCACUACACCAACAGUUCUCUUGUGGACAUGUAUGCUAAGUGUGGAUCCCUGAAAGAGAGUAGGAGACUUUUUGAUGAACAUAGAGAUAAGGACAUAGUCCUCUGGAACACAAUGGUCGCUGGAUAUGCACAACAUGGUUAUGGUCUUGAGGCUCUAGAGCUUUAUACUUUAAUGGAGAAAAAUAACAUACAUCCGAACCAUGUAACUUUUGUUUCUUUUUUGUCAGCAUGUAGCCAUUGUGGGCUGGUAGACGAAGGGAUUCAGAUAUUUGAUCUAAUGGUUUCUAAGCAUGGAAUGAUGCCAAGCAUGGAGCAUUAUGCAUGCAUGGUUGAUUUAUUUGGUAGGUCUGGAAAGUUGGAUAGAGCAAAACGUCUAAUUCUUGACAUGCCUUUUGAAGCUGAUGUAUCAAUUUGGGCAACUUUCUUAUCUGCCUGCAAGCUUCAUGGCAAUCUAGAGCUUGCAGAGUCAGCUACAGAUAAAGUAAUGAAAAUGCAGGGCGAACUUAUUCCUACGGCCGUUCUCAUAUCCAAUUUGUAUAGUGAACUAGGAAGACCUCAUGAUGCUGAAUACAUGAGGAAGUUAGCAGGACCAAGAAUGAGAAAAGAGCCUGGGCUAAGUUGGAUUACCUAGAAGUAGAGAGCCUUUGCAAUGUUAGCAGCUAGCUCCUUAGCGUUGAAAGCACUUUUAACAACUCGCUGGUAGCUCAGGUCUGGAAUCACAGUGAUGCCAUGCGCACACACCUUUUGAUCUCCUUGAAGAAAACAUACAUGGAUGUAUCAAUCACUUGUGUAAUCCCAAGCGAAUUAAGCUUAGUUCAAAUGGCAUUGGACAGUCAAACUUCCUCAUGCCUAUCUUCAUACUAUGUGCGUGUUCAGUACAUUGGCAGCUGCAACUUAGAUGGAAAAUCUGACCCCCCUUUACGAAUGUGAAUAUUUCCAUCCAAGGAUUUUCAGACUUUGUGCAGUUGUCUUGUUAGCUGUGCAGUGCAAAGCAGAAGUCUACAUAUUUCCUCAAAUUGAUUUGAAAGUCAGCUAAGCUCAUUUCAGGGAGCUAACAUGUCGAUCGGAAUUCAACUAUGCAUGUGCAAACCACAUGAAAAUUUUGAGACGGUUGGAGCUGUUGCAUGUUUCAGGGUUCCUUUAUUGGUUUAUCGUCUCAAGCGAAAACAUAAAUGAUGGAAACAAGAGAAAACCAAGUGUUCUGGACAUGCGACAAUUGCAUUAGUAGGAGAGGCUGCUGGGAUGUAGCCCUUUGCUUUUGAAGAAAUUCUUUGGCUCGCUCUUUUGUCCUUCAAAAGCUCCUUUCAUUACUCCCUCCAUUUCAUUUUAUUGCUGAUUCUCCUUACUGGGCGUUUAAGCGCGGUUGGUUCAUUUUACUAGUUGAAGUGCAAUGUUUACGCACAGAACAUGAAUGUGUUUGCUUGUGUUCCUACGACUAGUUGAGCACAAUGUUUACGUACAAAACAUGAAUCUCUGUCUAUUUCAAAUUUUCUUUUCC
Molecule: messenger RNA, 3444 nt
Organism: Zingiber officinale
Lineage: Eukaryota; Viridiplantae; Streptophyta; Magnoliopsida; Zingiberales; Zingiberaceae
Product: pentatricopeptide repeat-containing protein At3g02330, mitochondrial-like
Exons: 5
Coding region: 322-2577 (751 amino acids)
Biological process (GO): RNA modification
Molecular function (GO): RNA binding; protein binding
Source: RefSeq, a predicted model, not a curated record